AUGUCGCUGGUCGUUCGUGUGAUUAACUUUAUUGGUGCCCGAGCCUCAAAUUAUCGACAGUUUAAAACACUGCUCGAUGAAGUUGGAAAUAAUUAUCAUGGUCUGAUUUUGCACAGCAAGAGACUACGUGAAAUAGGUGAAGAUGACGGCCUUCUGAGGGUAAUGGUAGACAGCGGUGGCUGUUCAGGAUUUCAGUACAAAUUCCUAAUAGAAAAAAAUAUAAACGAGGAUGAUCAUGUUAUAACACAGUCGGGCGCCCGGGUAGUCAUUGAUGAUCAGUCCUUCUCGCUUCUGGACGGCUCAACCCUCGAAUACGAGGAAGAACUUAUUCGCUCCGGAUUCCGUGUCACAAAGAACCCUCAAGCAGAAAAGGGUUGCUCCUGUGGUUCAUCAUUUGCUGUUCGGCUAGAUUAG
Molecule: messenger RNA, 414 nt
Organism: Dibothriocephalus latus
Lineage: Eukaryota; Metazoa; Platyhelminthes; Cestoda; Diphyllobothriidea; Diphyllobothriidae
Source: the annotation of a GenBank genome assembly